AUGUAUUUCAACAAUGAAUUGUCUGAUCUGAAAGAUGGCCUACUUAGCGCGCUGCAAGAUGCAAAUAACUCGCUGAAAUAUGUUAGUUACACGGAUGUUGAAAGGGAUCGAAUAAAUUUCUUUCUAUGGGAGUUAAAAUUUCUUGAUUGUUUUCUCUAUUUGAAAAGCAUCCCUUCUGCAAGUGAAUGCGGUAUGCUACAUGUCUCACAGAAAAUGAUAGAAAUUUGGAAAAGUCAGUGUACUAGAAUACUUAGCAUUUCUCCAGAUUCAGGAAUACAAUACUGGAAGAAGAACGAAAGUAUAAAGAGUCAAUAUCUUGAAGAAGUUGAGGUUGCUUUGGAUUCAUUUGUCUACUGGAAGGAGGUAAUUUGGAAGACUAAGCAAGAAUUCCGAGCCGAAUACUCCUUUCAGAAAACACCACUUGCAGCCAACAAGGUGAUUGAUGAUGAUGAUAUUAAUACUGAUAGCCUCAAAUUUGUGAUGGAAGUCAUCAAUGUUUUUGUGGGGAACAUUAAUGUUCUAGUGAAGAUCAAUGAUCCAUCUUCGUGGUUUUUUGUUCCAGGACACAUGAAGGAACAAAUAGAACAAGUGUUAAAGGAGUUGAAGUUAUUGAGAUUUUUUGUCAGCUUUGUUUCAAACAAAUGUAGUAUACAGCCUCAAUACCGAUGUACUACUUUUUAUACUCAUGCUUUAAUUGAGGCUAGCCACAUCGCAAUGGUUGUCUGGUUGCAUUUGCCAGUCUAUGGCAACGGAAAUCAAGACUUGGCUCCAACUGAAGUCAGUCGUUUGCUUACUGAUUUCAUGGAAAUGAAGAUUAAGUCCAUUCAGCCAGACAUCAGCCGCAACAGUAUUUAUAUUGAUGUUCUGCAAGCUCUGAAGUCAACCAUACCACAAGCUCAAAAUAAGCAUGCAGUUGAGAGUGGCAUUGUGGAAACUCCAACACAAAAUCUGAUGGUUGGUUUGAGUGAUCAAAUGGCCAAACUUCAGGAGAUGCUCUGCCUUCUAAGAGACAAUCUCAUUCAUCUGCCAAUACUAGAUCUGGAAUUUCAUCUUCAAGAUAUGGAUUCUGUUAUUGUUGAUGCAGGACUUCUUAUUUACUCAUUAUAUGAUAUCAAUGGAGAGAAGGAAGACACAGCAUUGGAUGAUAUGAACCGGGCUCUUGAUUUUGAUCUUCCGAGAAACAUUGAGCCUAUCAAGGCGAUGGUCUACCUUGUCAUGCAAAAGGCAUUUCAAUCUAACUUGCCAAGGAUUCAAGGACUAGGCUAUGUCGAUUUUCUAUUGAAAAACCUGAAUGAUUUCCAAGGCCGUUAUUCAGAUUCACUCGCUUUCCUCAAGAAUCAACUUCAAGUUAUUCAAACGGAAUUUGAGAGCAUGCAACCUUUCUUGAAGUUUGUCGUAGAAGAGCCACACAAUAAGCUCCAGACACUGAAUGAAGAUUGUGCUACACAGAUAAUUAGGAAAGCAUAUGAGGUGGAAUAUGUAAUUGAUGCUUGUUUAAGAAAAGAGGUUCCUCAGUGGUGCAUCGAGCGUUGGCUCCUGGAUAUCAUAGAGGAGAUUACUUGUAUCAAAGCAACAAUUCAGGAAAAGAACACGGUUGAGGAUACAAUGAAGACUGUCAUUGACUCGUACAUCAUCACAAUUGGCAAGGACUCCAAGGAUGAAUGA
This is a messenger RNA of Solanum tuberosum (potato), 1665 nucleotides long. RefSeq names its product putative late blight resistance protein homolog R1A-4. Bases 1 to 1665 code for a protein of 554 amino acids. NCBI's taxonomy places the organism in Eukaryota, Viridiplantae, Streptophyta, Magnoliopsida, Solanales, Solanaceae. The transcript has a single exon. The record is from RefSeq and is a predicted model, not a curated record.